This is a messenger RNA of Centruroides sculpturatus (bark scorpion), 1610 nucleotides long. RefSeq names its product bromodomain-containing factor 1-like. Gene Ontology annotation, biological process: regulation of DNA-templated transcription; chromatin remodeling. Lineage: Eukaryota; Metazoa; Arthropoda; Arachnida; Scorpiones; Buthidae. The record is from RefSeq and is a predicted model, not a curated record. The transcript is spliced from 9 exons. Gene Ontology annotation, cellular component: nucleus; chromatin. The coding region runs from base 1 to 1359 and encodes 452 amino acids.
AUGGUGGUCCAGGUUAAAAGUGAUUUGUCAAAUGAUAGUUAUCAAGGAUCGGUGCCAGUUAAAUCUACCAAUGAGGAAGAAGCCGUCGAAAUGAAAAAUAAAGAGAGCUGCGAAUUAUUAAAACAUGAAGAUAAUGAUUCUUGUGAGAAACUAAUCCUCUGUCAGCAAGAUGAAUACGAAUCAUCCGAAGUGGAUAAAACCAUCAAUGAGUCCACCCAAUCCAAAAAUAUCCAAAUUCUGGAAAACAAAGAAUUGGAAUGUGUAGAAGAAGAUUCUCAAUCAGACGAACAAGCCACCGUUAUUGAGUUAUUGAACACGGAGUUUACUACAUCACAAAUAGAUGCUGCUCAGUUUAUUGAAACACACAGUGAUGAUAUUCCAGAUGUUAAUUUAGUAAAAUGCAGUACAGAUAACAGAGAAGAAAACAGCAACAUUAAUGAAAUUCCAGACAUGCAUUUUCCCACAGACACCUUUCAGAAUACAGAUGAUGUGAAGGUAGAAUAUAUCUCAUCCAUUCGGGAAGAAGAAAUUAAAGAAAUCUAUCAGAAAGAGGGGGAAGUGGAUGAUGUCAAAAACAUUGAUAUAGAUGUGCACAGCAAUGUCAGAGUGGAACCCAGUGGACUGGAUACUAGUAGUAUGAAUUUAGAAGAUUUUACCAGCCAACGUGUGGAAGGAAACACUCCAGAACACUGCAGUGAUGUUGAAAUUGUUAAUAAUGAAUUAGAAAACUCAAAUGUUGUUGAGAUUUCCGAAGAACAAACUGUUAAUAGAACUGAAGACAUACCAAUGGCACAAACUCCGGAAAAAGCUCCACAAACAACCAAAAUAGAACCAGUUAAACAAUUGGAAAGUCCUUCAGAAGUUGUAGAGGAACCAGAAACACCACCCUCAGAGGGUAGUAAUGCAGAUGUUCCCAUUAGGAGAAAGAGAAAGUUACCAAUAGAACUGCAAGAGUUGCCACACCUAACAGGAUGGUCAAGAAUGGCUUCGGGAUUGUUGGAGAAAGUGGGUAAAUAUAGAGGUUCGGGUCGACUGGUGGGUGCCGCUCAUUGGUUUUUACAACCCGUUACACCUGCUGAUGCUCCAGGAUAUUAUGAUAUAGUGAAGAAACCUAUGGAUUUUUCUACUAUCAAAAAGAAAUUAGAAGGUGGCCAAUAUAAAAAUUUGGAAGAAUUUCACGCCGACAUGAUGCUAGUGAAAGCCAAUUGCGAUUUAUACAAUCCUCCAGGACACGAAGCGAGAACGGACGGAGAAGAGGUUUUCACUUUUUACCUGCAAGAGUAUAAUAGAAUUGUUGAAAAGUGGCAGAAAAGCCACUUGUUGUCCAGCUCUCGACGUUCCAAAUCUAGUAAAGAGUAAAUAUUAGCAACAUGACUCAUUCUGUAUUUAAGUUUGUUCUUUCCGAUUUUUUAAAAAUCGACUCAAAAAUGUCUUCCAUCAUUUUAAUUGUAAAUUUAUCUGAAGAUUCGUUGUGUAAAUGAUACUCUUUAAUUAGAUUUAAAUGAAUUUUACAUCGUCCUUAAUGGGGAUUUGUUCCAAAUUGCCAUUAAGUCCUUCUGUUUCUUUUUUUAAUCUGUAAAUAGAUUUCAUUAAAUUUUUCUUACAAUCAU